This is a messenger RNA of Cuculus canorus (common cuckoo), 3151 nucleotides long. RefSeq names its product neurotrophic receptor tyrosine kinase 1 (gene NTRK1). The transcript is spliced from 17 exons. NCBI's taxonomy places the organism in Eukaryota, Metazoa, Chordata, Aves, Cuculiformes, Cuculidae. Gene Ontology annotation, cellular component: signaling receptor complex; cell-cell junction; axon. Gene Ontology annotation, biological process: cell-cell adhesion; cellular response to nerve growth factor stimulus; nerve growth factor signaling pathway. The record is from RefSeq and is a predicted model, not a curated record. Bases 377 to 2743 code for a protein of 788 amino acids. Gene Ontology annotation, molecular function: transmembrane receptor protein tyrosine kinase activity; ATP binding; neurotrophin binding.
AGUGACUCCGGAUCCAGCACCGAGUCCCGGAGUGACACCGGAUCCUGAGUGACAUCGAAUCCACCGGCACCGGGUCCUGGAGCGACACCGAAUCCGGAGGUACCUGGUCCUGGGGUGACACCGGAUCCGGUGGCACCGGGUCCCGGGGUGGCACCGGGUCCUGGUCCCGGAGUGACUCCGGAUCCACUGGGUCCGGUGUGACCCCGAAUGCGGCGGCACCGGGUCCUGGAGUGACACCGAAUCCGGUGGCGUCGGAUCCGGCAUUGACACCAGUCCCGGACCCCGGAGCGACACCGGAUCCUGCGGCACCGGCUCCAAAUCCCGACUCCGGAGUGACUCCGGCUCGGUGUCCGGGGGUACCGGGGCGCCCCCCGCGAUGCCGCCCCCCUCCUGGCUGUGUGUGGCGGCGCUGCUGCUGCUGCCCCCCCCGGGCACCCCCGCCGCCCUCUGUCCCCGUCCGUGUCGCUGCCCCCGAGCGCGGUCCCUGCUCUGCCGGGAGCCCGAAACCCUCCGCAGCCUCGGACCGAUCCUGCGCGGCGGCGGCUUCAGCGACGUCACCAUCGAGAACCAGCAGGCGCUGACGACCUUGACCCGAGCUGACACCGAGAUGCUGAAGGACCUCAGGAGGCUCACCAUCUCCAGGACGGGGCUGCGGCUCAUCUCCUCUGACGCCUUCCUGGACACCCCCAAGCUGAGCCAUGUGAACCUCUCCUCCAACGCGCUGCAGAGCCUGUCUUGGAAGACCUUCCAACAUCUGCCCCUGGAAGAGCUCAUCCUGGUGGGCAAUCGCUUCAACUGCUCCUGCGAUCUCCGCUGGCUGCAGCUCUGGCAGAACGGGAGCCGAGCCGCGCUGGGCAACCAGACGCUGGACUGCUGGGAGGGCAACGUCCCGGUCCCCUUGGGCAACCGGGCUCUCCAGGGCUGUGAGCUCCCGAGCAUCCGCAUCGAGCACCCCGAGGUGGUUCUGCGCCAAGGGGACAACGUCAACCUCACCUGCCUCAUCGCCGCCGAGCCGCCGGCCAGCGGGGAGUGGGUCCUCCCGGACGUCGGAGCUGAGCUGCAUGUGGUCACCAAGCUCUCCAAUUGGGAGAUCGUCUUGGAGCUCAUCAACAUCUCCUCCAAGCUCAACCAUAAAGACCUGACUUGCCGGGCAGAGAAUGCGGUGGGGCCGGCGGAGGACAGCGUGACAUUGAAUGUCACCUUCCCUCCCGUGAUCGUCCUCCUGCAGGAAGCCAUCUCCCAGCACGUCUGGUGCAUCCCCUUCUCGGUGGACGGCAACCCCGUCCCCACCAUCCGUUGGCUCUUCAACGGCACCGCCUUGACCGAGGGACGCUACAUCCACACCAGCAUUAUGGAGUACGAGCAAAACUCCACCGUCCUCCAUGGUUGCCUCCAACUCAACCGUCCCACCCACGUCAACAACGGCAACUACACCCUCUUGGUCCACAAUGCUUUGGGCUCGGCCGCCCGCAGCGUCCAAGGGGUCUUCAUGAAGAACCCCUUCAGCUUCAACCCUGAGGAACCCAUCCCUGUGUCUCUGUCUCCACUGGGCACCAGGAACAGUUCGCUGGAGGGGCCUGUGGAGACCACCGAGGAGCACACCUUUGGGGUCUCGGUGGCCGUGGCACUGGCCAUCUUCGCCUGCCUCUUCCUCUCCGUCAUGCUCAUCGUGCUCAACAAGUGCGGGCGACGCUCCAAGUUCGGCAUUAACCGCUCGGUGGUGCUGGCCCAGGAGGACGACUUGGCCGUGUCCUUGCACUUCAUGAACCUGAGCCCCGUCUCCUCGGCCGAGAGCAAACUGGAAGGGUUGAAGAGCAACUUCAUCGAGAACCCUCAGUACUUCUGCGAUGCCUGUGUCCACCACGUGCAGAGACGGGACAUCGUGCUCAAGUGGGAGCUGGGAGAAGGUGCUUUUGGGAAGGUCUUCUUGGCUGAGUGCUACAACCUCCUCCCAGAGCAGGAGAAGAUGCUGGUGGCCGUGAAGGCGCUGAAGGAGGUGACGGAAAGCGCCCGCUUGGAUUUCCACCGCGAAGCUGAGCUGCUGACGGUGCUGCAGCACGAACACAUCGUCAAGUUCUACGGUGUCUGCACGGAAGGUGAACCCCUCAUCAUGGUCUUCGAGUACAUGAAACACGGCGACCUCAACCGCUUCCUCAGGUCCCACGGCCCCGACGCCAAGAUCCUGGACCAGGGGCAGGGGCAGCCCUGCGGGCAGCUGGCGCUCAGCCACAUGCUGCAGAUCGCCACGCAGAUCGCCUCGGGCAUGGUCUACCUGGCUUCCCUCCAUUUCGUCCACCGCGACUUGGCCACUCGCAAUUGCCUGGUGGGACACGACCUGGUAGUGAAGAUCGGGGAUUUCGGGAUGUCCCGGGAUAUCUACAGCACCGAUUAUUAUCGGGUGGGGGGCAGGACCAUGCUGCCCAUCCGUUGGAUGCCCCCGGAGAGCAUCCUCUACCGUAAAUUCACCACCGAGAGUGAUAUCUGGAGCUUCGGUGUGGUGCUCUGGGAGAUCUUCACCUACGGGAAGCAGCCCUGGUACCAGCUCUCCAACACCGAGGCGAUCGAGUGCAUCACGCAGGGACGAGAGCUGGAACAGCCUCGGACGUGUCCCUCUGAGGUUUAUGCCAUCAUGCAGAGCUGUUGGCAGAGGGAACCCCAGCAGCGCCGACCCAUCAAGGAGAUCCACAGCUGCCUCCAGGCCCUCGUUAAGACCCCCCCCGUCUACCUGGACAUCCUGGGCUGAGCAGGGACCCCAACCCACCUUCCUGCUGCCCCCCUGUCCUGCCUCAUACCAUGGGGACACGGCUCUCCCCAACUUUAUGGAGCUCCUUGGACCAAUGCCUUCAUGAAGGAUGGGGGCUGGAAGCUUAUUUAUAGUGGAAAACACCAGCCCCCCCCUUCUCUGAGAGCUGUGUGGCUGUUUGGGGGGGCUGUGCCCCCCACGGUUGUGGCCGUGAUGUCUAACUCCUCGGCGUUUCGCAGCGUGUUGGGUUGGAGAUGCUUGGCUGAUGUGGGUUUGCUCCUGAGGGGGCAGAGCCAAGAGCCCCCCAACACUGGGUUGGUGCUGGUGCGGGAGCCGUGGGGCUCUCUGGGGGGGGUUUGGGGGCUCCCCAUGGCUUGGCUGCUCCAUCAUCCCCCGUUCCCAGCCAGG